Messenger RNA from Caenorhabditis angaria, 4192 nucleotides. The record is from the annotation of a GenBank genome assembly. NCBI's taxonomy places the organism in Eukaryota, Metazoa, Nematoda, Chromadorea, Rhabditida, Rhabditidae.
AUGUUUUUGUAAGUUUUUCUUUUGAAAUUUUCAGCCAAAAAAUUCUCCCCAAGUUUUUUUCCAGAAAGAAACUCAAAUAAAAGUCAUAUUUCUGGCGGUUUUUAAUUAAUUUUUUAUUGAAAACUUUUUAAUUAAUAACAUUUUUUAAUUAAUGAAAGUUCUGAAAUUUCAAAGUUUUUCAAUAUUUUUUUGAGUUAAAGUCCAAAAAAAUCUGACAAUUUUUUUUGUGAUUUUUUUUUGCAUUUCUCGAAACUUCCUCACUAUUUAAAAAAUCAAAUUCAAAUUUAUAUUUAAUUUUUGCAGACACCAAAACCAAGAAGCAAAGAUGGCAGACUUGGAAGCAGUGCUGGCUGAUGUCAGCUAUUUGAUGGCAAUGGAAAAAAGUCGAAGUCAGCCAGCGGCGAGAGCGAGUAAAAGAAUUGUUCUGCCUGAUCCGAGGUUAGUUCGAGAUCUCUUAUUUUGAGCAGCAGAAAAAGAUUUUCUGGAAACUUGAUUUGUAUAAAUUAAAAGUUUGAAGUUCUUAAUUUUGCCACAUGGAAACAAUAUCGUUCUCCAAAAUUCUUAUCAAUUUAAUAUUUCAGUGUGCGAAGUAUAAUGCAAAAAUAUCUGGAAAAAACGGGCGAAAUCAAAUUCGACAAAAUCUUCAAUCAAAAACUCGGUUUUUUGUUGCUCAAAGAUUUUGCGGAAAAUGUUGCAGAAAAUGCGUGUCCACAGAUCAAAUUCUAUGAAGCCGUGAGUUUUUUUUCGAUUUUUCUACAGUAACCCAUGAAAUUAUUAUUAGUUUAAUUUUUAGGGGUUUCGAAGCGAUAAACUUACAGUAACCCAAAAAAAAGUUCUCCCCCUUUUCCGGGUCCCCAGACGAAUACAGUAACCCCAAUGUUUUUUGUAGAUCAAAGAGUAUGAGAAAAUGGAAACACCGGAAGAACGUUUGACAAAAGCUCGUGAAAUUUAUGAUCAUCAUAUUAUGGUUGAGAUGUUGGCACAUUCACAUGUGAGUUUCAAAAUAUUUUAGCGCGAAAAAAAUAUUGAUCGAUUUUAUUUGCAGAAUUAUUCCAAGGAAAGUCUACAACAUGUACAAUAUCAUUUGCUGAAAGGAAAUGUUCCACCAGAUUUAUUUCAUGUUAGUUUUUCAGGGGAAGAGGAUUUUAGGCACACAAUUUGAAAAUUUAAAUCUUGAAAUUUUGGUUUUUGCCACGUGGAAAAUAAAGUUUCGAAAAAUCAACGUGGAAAGCGAAGCUCAAAUAUUUAUUUUUAAAAUUUGCGCUUCAAGUUAUCCGUGUCCACGUGGCACCCAAAAUUUGAUCCCACAAAAUUCCACGUGUCAAAACUCUCCAAUUUUUUCAGCGUUACGUGUUGGAAAUUUGCGAUCAACUAAAAGGCGAUAUAUUUCAAAAAUUCUUGGAAAGCGAAAAAUUCACACGAUUUGCUCAAUGGAAAAAUUUGGAGCUGAACAUGCAACUAACAAUGAACGAUUUCUCGGUGCAUCGAAUAAUUGGCCGCGGUGGAUUUGGUGAAGUUUACGGGUGUCGAAAAGCGGAUACGGGAAAAAUGUAUGCGAUGAAAUGUUUGGAUAAAAAACGCAUCAAAAUGAAACAGGGUGAAACAUUGGCGUUGAAUGAAAGGAUUAUGUUGAGUUUGGUGUCGACUGGAGUAAGUUAUUUGAGGGGCGAAGUUUGAAAUUUUUAAGAAAAAGAAAAAUGUAUGCCCAUUCAUUUUUUGUUGUUUCACUGUUGUUUCAUUUCAAAAAUUUCACUGUUUCAAAGAAAUUUAAUGAACAUUUUGAGAUUGAGAGAAUGUUUUUUUUUAGUUCCCGCUUACUUCAAAAUAAUUAUUUUCAGUUUGGUCUUGAGUGAAUAUAGUUUUGUUUUUGAAUAUUUUUCGGAAAAUUUCUAAUUUUUGUGCUAAAAGUCCUAGUUUCUCAAAUGUUUCCUGUCAAAAUUGAACAAUUUUGAACGCACUGAAAUUUUUCCCAAAUCCUAAAAAUUAACUGUUUCAGAGUUAUCAUAAUGUAGAAUUUGAAGAAGAAAAACGUUACCAUUCAUAUUUUCGGUACUGAAAAUUAGUUGGAUAAUUUUUUGAAUUGUAAUUUCAACUGUUUCAAUGUCAAUGAGGAAUUUUAGAGGAAAAAUAUUAUAAUGAACACCAGAAGAAAUAAUUUACUGUUUCAAAAUUUUCAUUUAAAUUUUUUUGAGUUAUCAUAAACGAUUCGUUUGACAUGUUUUCAGCAUUAUAAAAUUGAAUGAAUCAUAUUCAAAACCCUCCUAAAAAGCUUUGAAAAUCUCCCAAAAUUUCACAAUAUCUAUUUUUGCAGCAAGAUUGUCCAUUUAUUGUAUGUAUGACUUAUGCCUUCCAAUCACCGGAUAAAUUAUGUUUUAUUCUUGAUUUGAUGAAUGGCGGUGAUUUGCAUUAUCAUUUAUCACAACACGGUGUUUUCACAGAACAGGAAAUGUUAUUUUAUGCUUCGGAAGUGAUUUUAGGAUUGGAACAUAUGCAUAAUCGAUUUGUUGUUUAUCGAGAUUUGAAACCAGCUAAUAUUUUAUUGGAUGAAAAUGGACAUGUUAGUUUUUGAGGGAAAACGAAAAGGGAACAGGGAUUCUUGCAACAAAAAAAACUUUUUAAAAGAUAUUUGAGAAAAUCAUAGGGUUUCUGAUUUUGAAAAUUGUCAUUUUUUCAGUGAAAAUUUUACUUUUUUUUUUGGAAAAUUCAAAUUCAAAUUUCCACUCCUGAUUUUCCUCUGUUCUCAAAAUAUUGAUUUUUUCCAGGUUCGUGUCUCUGAUCUCGGUCUCGCCUGUGAUUUUUCAAAAAAGAAACCGCAUGCUUCUGUCGGAACACAUGGUUAUAUGGCUCCAGAGGUUCUAGCAAAAGGAGUGGCUUAUGAUUCUUCAGCUGAUUGGUUUUCACUUGGUUGUAUGUUGUAUAAAUUAUUGAAAGGACAUUCGCCAUUUCGACAACAUAAAAGUAAAGACAAAAAUGAGAUUGAUAAAAUGACUUUGACACAGGUGAGACAAUCGACGGAAAAAAAUUUAGGCUAGGGUCGAAAAAUGUAUUUUUUGCAGGACAUUGAAUUACCAAACGAAGGUUUAUCUCGAGAUUGUCGCGAUCUUCUCGAAGGUCUUUUAAAACGAGAUGUUCCUGAUAGAUUAGGAUGCCGUGGAAGAGGUCCUCUUGAAGUCAAAGAUCAUCCAUUUUUCAAAGAUGUUGAUUGGCAAACUGUUUAUUUGAGAAGAUUAACACCUCCUUUAAUUCCACCAAGAGGAGAAGUCAAUGCAGCUGAUGCUUUUGAUAUUGGUAAUUUUGAUGAUGAUGAAGUCAAAGGUGUUAAAUUAACUGAAGCUGAUUCGGAAUUAUAUAAGAAUUUUAAUAUUAUAAUAUCUGAAAGAUGGCAAAAUGAAAUUGCUGAAACUAUAUUUGAAGUUGUGAAUCAGGAUGCAGAUAAAGCGGAACUCAAAAAACGAUCGAAACAGAAGUUGAAAGUUUCGGUUGAUGAAAAAGAUUCGGAUGUUAUUGUUCAUGGUUAUAUUAAGAAAUUGGGUGGACCUUUUACAAGUGCGUGGCAGACGAGAUAUGGAAAAUUAUAUCCGUCGAGAUUGGAAUUGUAUCCGGAAUCACUGAGUGGAAAACCUGAGGUUUGUAAGAGGAUUCCUAAUUUCCAUGAUCUACCCUUCUCUGGUAACUUUUAAAGGAAUAUUCUAAUUAUUGUUUUGCAGCUCGUUUUCAUGGAUCAAAUCGAUGAAGUUUGUGCCGAAUUGCAAAAUGUGAAGGGUGAAAAUGCGAUUGUUGUCAAAUUGAGAGAUGGAUUUAAAGAGCCCAGAAUUAGUUUGACAAAUACGGUAAGUACUGUUGUAUUUUAUUCACGCGACAAAUUCUACAGUAGCUAUAAAAUAUGCUAGGAAAUCCUUUUUUCAACCCUUGUUUUUCAAUAAAAAAAUCUCAAAUUAUCACGCAAAACUUCUUCUCCGAUUUUUGAAUUUCAAAUUUCAAUUUUCAGGACGAAAUCUCAUUGAAAGAAUGGCACACAUCGCUUCGAACUGCUCACAAAGUUUCAUUGGAAUUAUUACAAAGAAUGGGUCGAAAAGCCAUUAAAAUCUACGGUGUAAAUCAUGAUCCAAUGUUAUCAGAUAGUGAAAGACCAGGAAGUGUUACAAGAGCAUAUUUGAAUCGAGCAAGUAGUGUUGAUUCGGCUGGAGUUUAA